Ostrinia nubilalis (European corn borer) is the source of this 888-nucleotide messenger RNA. RefSeq lists its product as uncharacterized. The transcript has 5 exons. The record is from RefSeq and is a predicted model, not a curated record. NCBI's taxonomy places the organism in Eukaryota, Metazoa, Arthropoda, Insecta, Lepidoptera, Crambidae. Gene Ontology annotation, cellular component: extracellular region. Gene Ontology annotation, molecular function: hormone activity. The coding region runs from base 160 to 795 and encodes 211 amino acids.
CCGGCGGUCGGAGCGCAUAUCGCGUGUUGUUUGGUCGCGGUUUGCUGCGAGAUCACCGAGAUCUCGGUCUGCAGUCUGGCGAGUGCGAGAAUCGACACGCUCUCCACGGCGACCAACAUACGCCGUCAACUUUGUUUACCAUUUAAUUCGACAGGAGUCAUGUUGGUGAACAGAGGCAUUCAGAUAGCCAUAGUAGCAGCGCUGUUGUGGCAGGCGCGGACCGACGCCGCCUCCGCCGCGGUCAAGUUCUGCGGAAGACAGCUCGGCGAAAUCAUGAGCAGAGUUUGCCACGCGUACAAUAGUCCCUCGUGGGACAUACCCACAGUGGUAGAACAACACGGAACUUCUACAAGACGGAAAAGACAACUGGGCAUAGCAGACGAAUGCUGCACAAUUGGCUGUACGUGGGAACAGCUCAGCAAGUACUGCUCUAUCAGUGCGUAUUCUGAAUCUCCAUUGGACGAGUUGGAAGCGCACAUGAUCGCGGAUCGGUCAGCGGAGAACGCGGGCUCGGCGCCGGCGCUGGUGGGCAACGCGUUCGGUAGCGCGGCGGGGGCGGGGGCGGGAGCGGGAGCGGGAGCGGAGGCGGCGGCGAGCGAGGUGGGGCGGGGGGCGCGCGGGCGCACUGGCGGGUACGGGCGCGCUCGGGGGCGCCGCUGCUGGUGCCGGCGCAAGCGGCGCUCGGGCCGACGGCGAUCCUCUCUCAUGGGACCUCAUAAGAAGUGCAGCGCGCGCUGCGCCCGUGGUGGGCACCGUGUCUCCCCUUCUGACGUGGGGAAGAACCUUGAACACUGACUUGCCGCCGCUGGAGCGAGACCGCUACGCAUACGUCGCCAUUUACACAUAGUCUUAGGAUAUCUUAAACGGUACAAAUGACGUAAGCCGUAC